UCACCGGCGGUAUGUAUCCGACUUCACCGGCCGCUUGUGGGCAGGCUGGACACGCCGCACUAUACAUAUACUGUGUCCGUGAACUGCGUGUCAUCGCCACCAGCGCAAGGGCUCUUGCGAAAGAAGCGGAACAAGAGGCCGCGAAAGCAUCGCAGCACCGUAUGAAGUGCGAAGCAGACCGCGAAGACAGCAGACGACCUGCAAGGCAAGGAACGGCAGAAGCGAACGUCAGACGACUCGCGGGAAAAUUAAGGCCGCGAGAAAAGCACGAGCUGAUAGCUAGCCCCAUGGUAUCGACAUGGUGAAGAAGCAAAGCUCCGACAAAUAGAAGAACGGAAUGUGUCAAGGGCUGCAGGGCAAAGGCACGCUGCUGUGGUGACAUUGGGUGCUUGCGAAUUGAAGUUGCUGUGUGUGAGAAAGUGUACGUAGAACGUGGAGCAUGAUGCAGAUGCAUACAGUUUCAUGCACGGAAUUGCUGAUAUUCUUUUUUCUCGACGCAUUGCUACUUCUCAGCAGCGGCAACUGCUAUAGCGCAAGGAAGGAGGAAGAAAUAUUGAACGCGGACGUCUUCACUUUGUAGAAGAAGAAGAUCAAGCGGGGUGAGCGGGGCUGUCCGUCGGCUUUUAUCGCUGUCGCAGGCUUCGUCAUGGGAGGUAGCUGCUAUCAGUUCCUGCACUUCAGAGACCGACCCAGCAUCCAGACGAUGGCGAGCGUCUGUUUUGCAAUGAACAGCAUUCAUCUCGUCGCGGUGCUGUACGCCGCCAUGAGCGCUGAUGACGCCAUCGUCAUGCUCAAGCUGAACGGCAUUGAAUCGACAGUGACGGAGCUUCACAUCGCAGGGGGAUCACGCUUUGUCCUUUAUUACAUAACAAUAUUUGCUGACUUAUUUCUCAUCAUCGGCAUCGAAGAUAACUGCCGGCUGGGCAUGUUGACCUUCAUAUGGUGGAACUCGUUUCGCAUUUUCCUGGAAGUCCUUACCAUCGUGGGCGUGGGAUUAUGGAAAGGCACCAGUGAAAAUGGCUUCUUCACUCGUCGGGUGUUCCACUACAGCUCGCUGGUGCGUCCCAGCGUGCGCAUGCAUGCGCACGGCGAGAUGAUGCCCAGCAACAUGGCCCUGGUCGAGCCGGGACCCACUCCAGGCCAGGUGGGAGUUAAGGAGGGCGAUGAGGAGUCGACCGAGACGAAGACCGCGCACAGGACGACCGAGAGCCGCAACGUGACCGACAGCACCAAGCGAGAGCCCAGCCCGAACAGUGGCGAGGAGUCCUCCGCUAUCAAGAAGAGUCCUCCACAAUGAGGCCGCAAGACCAAACAUAAAAGACGUCAGUCGCGCUGCUUC
This is a messenger RNA of Dermacentor andersoni, 1339 nucleotides long. RefSeq lists its product as uncharacterized. The record is from RefSeq and is a predicted model, not a curated record. Lineage: Eukaryota; Metazoa; Arthropoda; Arachnida; Ixodida; Ixodidae.